Dioscorea cayenensis subsp. rotundata (Guinea yam) is the source of this 402-nucleotide messenger RNA. RefSeq lists its product as uncharacterized. The record is from RefSeq and is a predicted model, not a curated record. The transcript has a single exon. The coding region runs from base 1 to 402 and encodes 133 amino acids. NCBI's taxonomy places the organism in Eukaryota, Viridiplantae, Streptophyta, Magnoliopsida, Dioscoreales, Dioscoreaceae.
AUGACAUUACAACUGGCUGAUUGUUCAGUCCGUCAUCCAAGAGGUAUAAUUGAAGAUGUUUUAAUAAAGGUUGGCAAGUAUAAUUUUCUUGCAGAUUUUGUGGUACUCAAUGUUGAUGAAGAUAUGGAAGUCCUACUAAGUUUUGGGAGGUCAUUGCUACACACUUUCAAGGCAUUCAUUGACAUGGAUGGAGGCAAGAUGACACUAUGCAUAGGAGAAGAGAAGAUCAUAUACCGCCUAGCGGAAGCAAUAAAGCAUUCUCUUGACUUUGAUGACAUUUACUAUUUUUUAGAUGUUACUAACGAGAGUACUAAUGAGUAUUCACAGGAAUUUCUAUAUCCGGACCCAUAUGAAAAUUGGUCGUACAUUGAGAAGGAGGAGAUGAGUAAACAUGAGGAAUAA